Molecule: messenger RNA, 588 nt
Organism: Linnemannia hyalina
Lineage: Eukaryota; Fungi; Mortierellomycota; Mortierellomycetes; Mortierellales; Mortierellaceae
Source: the annotation of a GenBank genome assembly
AUGGUCGCCUCCGUUGGAAAGAUUGCCCCCGCCUUCAAGGCCACUGCCGUCAUCGAUGGCGAGUUCAAGGAGGUCACCCUCGAGCAGUACAAGGGCCAAUACGUCGUCCUCUUCUUCUACCCCUUGGACUUCACCUUCGUCUGCCCCACUGAGAUCAUUGCUUUCUCCGAGGCUAUCGAGCGCUUCUCGGGCCUCAAGACCGCCGUCCUCGCCUGCUCGUGCGAUUCUGAGUUCUCUCACCUCGCCUGGGUCAACACCCCCCGUACCCAGGGUGGUUUGGGAGAGAUGAAGAUCCCUAUCAUUGCUGACUUCACCAAGAAGAUUGCCACUGAUUACGGUGUCUUGAAGGAGGAUGAGGGCGUUGCUUACCGUGGUUUGUUCAUCAUUGACCCUAAGCAGGUUGUUCGUCAGAUCACCAUUAACGAUUUGCCUGUUGGUCGUAACGUUGAUGAGGUCGUCCGUUUGGUUGAGGCCUUCCAGUUCACCGAUGAGCACGGUGAGGUCUGCCCCAUCGGAUGGCAGAAGGGCCAGUCGACCAUCAAGCCUGAUGUCGCUGGAUCCAAGGAGUUCUUUGCCUCCUCUGCUUAA